Molecule: messenger RNA, 1119 nt
Organism: Benincasa hispida (wax gourd)
Lineage: Eukaryota; Viridiplantae; Streptophyta; Magnoliopsida; Cucurbitales; Cucurbitaceae
Product: gibberellin 3-beta-dioxygenase 1-like
Source: RefSeq, a predicted model, not a curated record
AUGGCCACCAUUCCCAAAUUAACUGACAUCUUCAAAUCCCACCCCGUCCACCUCCCCACCAACAAAAAUCUCGACUCUUUCCAAGAACUCCCCGAAACCUAUGAUUGGAUUCAACCUAACUCUUUCCCUUCCUUAACCAACUCCAAUAUUCCCCUCUCCGACUCUGUUCCCUUAAUUGACCUUUCUCUCCCCAAUGUCCCCGAGCUCAUCAACAAUGCCUUACGGACUUGGGGGGUAUUCCAGGUCAUUAACCACGACAUCUCCAUUUCCCUCCUCAACUCCAUGGAAUCCUCCGCCAAUGCCCUCUUUGAUCUUCCCACUUCCCAGAAGCUUAAGGCCGCUCGUACCCCUAAUGGUGCCGCGGGCUACGGCCUCGCCCGUAUCUCCACCUUCUUCCCUAAACGUAUGUGGUCUGAGGGCUUCACCAUCAUUGGUUCCCCUCUUCAACACUUCCAAAAAUUAUGGCCUCAAGACUAUUCCAAAUAUUGUGAUAUAAUGGAAGAAUACAACAGAGAGAUGAAGAAUCUAUGUGGAAGGCUGAUGUGGCUUGCAUUGGGGGAAUUAGGUAUAACUCGAGAAGAUAUGAAUUGGGUAGGAACGAAUGGGGAUUUCAAGACUAGUAAUGCAGCAACCCAAUUGAACUCUUACCCGAUUUGCCCGAACCCGGAUCGGGCGAUGGGGCUUGGACCUCACACCGACACCAGUCUCUUAACCAUUGUGUAUCAAAACAACACAAGUGGGUUACAAGUUUUGAGAGAAGGGAAUCGGUGGGUGACAGUGGAGCCGAUACCUGGUGCACUUGUGGUUCAAGUCGGAGACUUGCUUCAUAUUAUUACAAACGGGUUGUACCCGAGUUCGGUCCAUCAGGCCGUGGUGAAUCGGACUCGAAAACGUAUCUCGGUGGCAUACAUUUUUGGACCGCCGGAAACUGCUGAAAUUUCACCACUUAAAAAACUUGUGAGUUCAACUCAACCACCACUUUACCCCACAGUAACUUGGACUGGUUACCUCCGUAAAAAAGCCGAGCUUUUUAACAACACACUCUCUUCUAUCCGUCUUUGCACUCCUCUCACUGGAUUAUUAGACGUCAAUGAUCAUAGCCAGGUUAAAGUAGGCUAA